AUGUUCAACCGAAACCACCGCUGUCCCCCAUGGAACAAGCCGGAGAAGCCGUCGGGCAGCUGCACUCCAUAUUCGAAGCAUUUUCCGCCGUUGGAUGGGAACAAGUCGGAGGUCCCGGCGAAUCCAGGCUGGAUUCGCCGAAAUUCGGAAGGCCAAGCCUACAGUGAUACGUUGGAAAAGGAGUUCCAAGAAUUGUCAGUGAAGGAGAAAUCUGAAACUUCCCGAAAACAGGUGAGUUGAAUUGGAUUUUAGCGAUUUUUUGAGCUAUCUUGGGCAAAAAAUAAAAUAAUUUUUUAAAAAAAUCGACUGGUCGAUUUUACCGGAAAUUUUAUGGACAAAGUUUUCAACGGCCCAAUAUGGAUCCCUGCAAAUUUUAGCUCAGUAUUUGCAGAAACGGCUGAGAUAUUCAGCAAUUUUUGUAGGCGAGAGAGUACGUAAAAAGCGGAAACGGCCAGAGAAAAUUUUGUUUUUUUUUACGAUUUUUUGACAAAUUUGUUAAGAAAAAAUUAAUUUUUUGGUGUUGUUAUUAUGCCUUACAUUUCAAAAAGACGCAGUGCCAAGUUUUAUUCAAAUCUGUAAUAAAAAAAAUUUUUUUAAUUUCAAAAUUUCAAAAAUUAAAAUUUUUUUUUUAUUUUUUUAGCCCGAUUCCAUCCCCAAUAACGAGCUCCAGCAAAAAUGGCAAGAUCUUGUCUCGCUUAUCGCCGAGCGUUUGCCUCAGGGCAAUGCCAAAGUCGUCCUGACUCGAUUCGCCUUCCAUGAUAAUGUCCCGCGAAAAAAGAAACAGUUUAUCAACUUUCUUCGCUCCUCCUGCCAUCUGCACGACAAUGAGAUUGGAGAGAGCGUCUGGCACACACUCCAAGAAGAGCUGGAGAAGUUGAAGGAUGAAGGUAUGAGUUUUAUGUUUUUUUGGAUCUUGUACUAGAAAAGGACGUGAAAUUGUUCGAAAUUUUGUGAAGAAAAGUUUCAAUUUGGUCAAUUUUUGUUUGAAAAUGUCUUCCAGAUGAAUUUCUCGACGCCAGAAUCGAUUUUGCAGAGCUAAUUUUCGAUUUUUCUUGUUUUUUGGCACUUGCAGCACAAUGCCAAGGUUUUCGAAAAAUCACGGAAACAAGAAAAUUUGAAAAUUUUUGGCGUUGUUGAAGUUUACGGACUUUCCUUGUUAUUCAAAAAAAAAUUUUUUGUUGUUUUUGACCUCUUUUUGGAACCUAUAACAGAAUGCCAAGCCUUUCGAAAAAUGGCGGGAAAUUUGAAAUCAAUAUUUUUUGGUUUUUUUGUCUCCGUAGAAAAGGCGAGGACUUACAUUUCUUGCUUUUUUUCCUCUUGGCAACACUUUCUUAACCUUUGAAACACAAUGCCAAAGGUUUUUUAUACGGCGGAAAUUAAAAAAAUCAAAAAAAAUUUUUUGUUGAUUUUUCCUUCACAGGCCUCCUUCAUCCUCUGCAGAGCUUACUUUGAAUGUUGAGCCCAUUUACUGUUGCUUUUCACCAAUUGUUUUUAGGUACCGAAGUCCCUUCCGAGCUGUUCAACCGCAAAAAGAAGUGCUUCUAUCGACGUGGAAGACGCAACCGUCGGAGCGCCAAUGAAGAGCCUCAGGCUUCAAACGAAGCGCCGGAAACUCCGCCAGCGUCGACUUCGCCGUUGCCUCGUUUGGCGGUUGCGGGACCACGAUCCAAACGACAACCCAAGGCCCAGAAGUUCGAAGAAAUCGAGGAGAAGUUGAAGGAAAAGGAGAAGGAAAAGAAGGAGGAGAAUUCCACUAAAUCCGAAGGUAAGGAUUUUGGGAUUUAGCGUAUAGAAUUGUUAUGGAUCGCAAAUUAUUUACCAAAAAAAGUUGGCAUUUGCUUUACAAAAUCGGCUGAGAUAUUCAACGGGUUUUUUCAAGUCAGAGAUUAGUGAUCGGAAACGGGUUUUUUGGCCACAUCUUUUUGUGGGUUGUCUACAAUAGCUUCAAAUUUGGUGCGGUUGGGACACAUGGGCCAAAAAUCAUUUGCUUGAAGCCUUAGCUCAUGCUUUGCAACGAGAGCCAAGAUUUCCAACGACCUUUGCAAUUAGUGGUCGGAAAAAGCAUUUUUUUGCCAUUUCUGUUUGUGGUUUCCUCACAAUGGCUUCAAGUUUGGCACAUAUGGCCCCUAUAAGCUAAGGUUCAUUUGCAUGAAGUUUUAGCUCAUGCUUUGCAAGAACAGCCAAGAUUUUCAACGAUAUUUACAAACUAGAGAUUGAUGAGAUAAGGAGGGAUAGACAUCGAAAACUUUUGACUCAUAAAAACUGUUAUUUUCAGCGCCAAAGUGUGAGAAGAAGAGUUAUGGUCAGAUGUCGCCAUUUGGUGACGAAGCGGCCAAAGAUGCGGCGGAGCCGGGUUUCAAAUGGAGAAGGACGAUUGCCGAGGAAAUGGCGAGAAAUAAGGGAAUUUGUGGCUACCAUAACUUGAAAAAUACGGUAAGCUGACAUCUAAAUUUCAAUAUCAAUUAUCUUGCCCCGAUUCCCUGAUGUUGUGGAGAUUUUUAGGGCUUGAAACAGAAUGCCAAGAUUUUUUUAUAGAAGGCGGGAAUCUAAAAAUUAAAAAAAAAAUUGUUUUGGUUGGCUCUAACUAAUACUAAGGGUCCCAAUUACCGAUAAAAUUACAUUUUUUUUUGUUUUUCGAUACGUUUUUAAGGCUUGAAACACAAUGCCAAUAUUUCUGAAAAAUAGCGGGAAACUUGAAAUUACAUUUUUUUUUGGUCUUUUUUGCUGUUAAAACGUCCCUUAGGCUUCACUAUUUGUUAUCUUCUGAUGUCAGGCAUUUUUUCGGACUUGCAACACAAUGCCAAAGAUUUUCAUUUUUGCCAAAGACUGGCAAAAGCUAUUGGAAAAAACUUUUUUUUAUAACGAAAAGUGUUGUUAUGCUCUUUCUCAGGUGAUCAACUGCUACCGCUCCACCGUCCUCGACUACACCACCUCCGAAGAGCGCUUGAGCCGGAUCUUCAAGAAGAAGUUCGAACUCUUUGGAUUAACAGUGGAGAAUCGGAUGGUUGUCAUUCAAAAGGCCUUUGUUUGA
Molecule: messenger RNA, 3031 nt
Organism: Bursaphelenchus xylophilus (pine wood nematode)
Lineage: Eukaryota; Metazoa; Nematoda; Chromadorea; Rhabditida; Aphelenchoididae
Source: the annotation of a GenBank genome assembly